AUGAAAAUCAUACACGAAGAAGCUAAAAUGUAUUACAAACGUUUUUUCAACAAACUGUCUGAUCACUCAAAUCCCCUGAUAUCCGGCUUAGCCACUCCCACAAUUCUUGGAAACCCUCCACAACGAUUAAAAAGAAACUGGUGUAGAGAUCUUCUAAAUGAAUAA
Messenger RNA from Cinara cedri, 165 nucleotides. NCBI's taxonomy places the organism in Eukaryota, Metazoa, Arthropoda, Insecta, Hemiptera, Aphididae. The record is from the annotation of a GenBank genome assembly.